Calliphora vicina (urban bluebottle blowfly) is the source of this 4470-nucleotide messenger RNA. RefSeq lists its product as uncharacterized. Lineage: Eukaryota; Metazoa; Arthropoda; Insecta; Diptera; Calliphoridae. The transcript has 11 exons. The record is from RefSeq and is a predicted model, not a curated record. The coding region runs from base 1 to 4455 and encodes 1484 amino acids.
AUGAUACGUUGGAAAUUGUUUAAUUGUUACCAUCAAUUAUGGACUUUAAUAAGUUUAUGCUGUUUUAUACAAAGGACAUGUAGCUUAACCGUGGAUAAUCAAUUGGUAUCAGCUAGAAAUGAUUGUUUUGAGCGUGUUGCAUUGGAGGCCAUGAUACCGUUUGAGAAGACGUUUAAAACCGAAGACACCAAUUCGUUGCGCAUGUGCAAAGAGAGGUGUUUGCAAGAGGGUGACAGAUGUCAAUCGAUAUCAUUUGGAGUGCACCGACGUGGAAAUGGCACUUGUCAGUUGUCUAAGGAGAAAUAUAAACUUGGCUCACGACCUAAUGGUGUAAUAUUUGAUCCAGAUUUCGAUUUAUAUGCUAGAAAAACAAAUUGCUUUGAUUUGACGGACAACAGUCUGCAAGAACAAUCUGAUCACUUGGAGCAAACUAAUGGUUAUGGCUCAAGCUUGGCGCCCACCGCUCCUGUACUACUGCCAAGUAGACCUUCAGAGGGUACACCUAUCUUGUUGGUGGAGCCUAGUCCUUCAGUAAUGACAACGCUGCAAGAGGAUCAUACGCGCUAUGCUUCUCCCACUGCUAGUUAUGAUGAUCCAACUACUAUUUUUACACAAGGUCCACCCACUACAUAUGAGCCCAGCACACAAAAUUUACCCUCUACCACAGCCAGCCAUGGUGAUCGUUUGUAUUUUUCACAGGAUAUUUAUCCUUUGUAUAAAUAUCCCACCCUAUAUGAACCCAAUUAUCCAGCACCUAAUCAGGAUGUAUAUAUUCCGGGUGGUUAUGCUGCCAAUGCUCAAGAGGUGGAAGAUCGUUAUAGGCCUACUUCGUAUGACAGCAGUGUGAGACCUUCAGCUCCGCCCAAUUACAAUGGUCCACCUAAACCCAUCUUUGGUUUGGGUUAUGGCAACGGUUAUAGUUAUGGCCAACCAGAGUCAUAUAAUCCUGCCACCAUGAGACCUCAGGAUUCCGGUUAUUCUUCUAAUUCCCAAAGGCCCACCAAUAUAAAUAGAGAUCCUGCCAGACCCCCGGGUUAUGAUAGUAAUCACAGGGAUCCCAAUCGGCUUUCUAGUUAUGACAAUGACAACAGAGAUAGAGACCCCUUAAGGCCCUCUGGUUAUGAUAGUACUUCACCUGCCUCACCUAACUAUCCCAGGCCAGAUAAUGGUCAAGGUGCUGCACCUUCUUAUAACACAAGGCCUAGUAAUGACCAGGCACCCUAUGGGCCCAGACCUAAUAAUGAUGAGCACAAUGGCCCACCACCUUAUGGCGUAAGACCUAAUAAUGACCACAGCAGUCCAGCUCCCUACGAGCCCAGACCCGAAAACUCUCACAGCUCUCCAGCACCUUAUGGGCCGCCUAGACCUUCAUCACAGCGACCUGGUGAUUUUAUGGACUUUACAAAUAGACCAGAUGCACCCGAUGGUACGGCUAGACCUUCCACGUAUGGUCCUAGUGGCGGUAAUAAUAAUUUCGAUAAUAACUAUAUGCGACGAAAUGGUACUGCUGCGUCGCGACCUGGUGGUGGUUACAAUGAUGAUAAACACAUAAAUACCUACUUUAAUCCAGAUGAUUAUUUAAUGGGCAAUAAAAAACGCCCUGGUUCUUAUGAAGACAGUGAACGUCCAGAUUAUAAUCGAGCACCAAUGAAGGCUUGUUUUCGACGUGUGUUGGCGGGCAAACGUGUUGCCCCGCACUGGGUGCGACGGACCAUAGCGUGUGAACGCGUUGAAGAGUGUAUGCGCGAAUGUGGUCGCGAAAAACGUUUUACCUGUGAAGGUUUUAACUAUCGUUUGGAUCCUUCCGGUCAUGGCCAGGGUGAUUGUGAGUUGAUAGAGAUACCGUUGGCACAAAUUGAUUUAUACUCCAGUCCGAAUAGAAGAGAUUCAAAUCUGUUGAGACAUCCGGACUAUGAUUACUAUGAGAGAGAUCGUAAUGCUCCGCCUAGUUGUAGGUACAAUAUGUGUAAAGAAUGCAGCACUAAGUUGCCACUGCCACCGCCACCACCUCAUUACAAUAAACCCAGUCAGGGUUGGAGUGAGAAGCCCUAUAGAGAUGAGCGUUAUCCUCAUCUACCCUCACCACCCAGUAGCAGUGGUAGUGGCUAUUAUGGCAGACCACCCUCAAGCAGUUCAUCUUUAGAGCAUUAUCCUUCGGGUCCUUCGGGACCACCACCACCGCCUCCAUUGACCUCUUCGUCAUAUGAAUCCCAUGGUAGACCUCCCCAUUCCUAUGAUCAUCACAGUGGUUCUUAUGAAUUUUCAUCACAUGGCUCAAGUUAUUAUGAACAUUCGCCACCUAGUAGUUACGGUAGCAGUGGUUCAGCUCUGGAGCCUAUCGAUCGUUAUGAUGUCUCGCAUGCUGACCGUUACAGACCUAGUCAUCCUUCUAGAUGGGAAAGCAUACCCAGUAGUUCUGGUUAUGACAGUUCGAAACAUGAUCGUUAUCGUCCUCCUUAUCGACCAGGACCAGAGUAUACUCCCUACAGACCAUCCGACUCGCAUGCUGUAAGUGGUCCCGAUUCUUAUCGCCCCGGACCUCCGCCACCCUCACACAACUAUUUGGAUAGAGAUCAACCGCCUACGUCUCCCUAUAAAAAGAAUAGCGGAAAAUUUGUUCCGUACUUGAUAGGCACCGACAAUGAAUGGGGUUCUUAUGGUGGCUCCUAUGGCGGCAGUCAUAAUAAACAAACUGCUUAUUGGGGUUUGGCCGACAGUCAUUAUAAACCCAGAGAUCCGGUUAAUUUUGAUUAUUCCAACUUGCAUCCAGCACCUAGUAAGGCAGGAGGUUAUAGAGGAGAGCCUCCACAUGAAAGUAAUGCAGUAAUACCCUACUCCGGCUCUAGUUAUGGUUCCUCUGGAAAAUAUGAUGGUUUCCGCGACCGACAUGAUUAUCGUCAUCAAUGGACUCGCCGACCAGGACCAGAUGAAUGCUCGGCCAAAACUUCCGAAGGUUUUCGUCUGCACAAAAAGAUUGUUAAACACAUGUAUUCCACACCAACGCUAACCGAGUGCGAGCGUCUUUGUUCGGGCCAGGAUGCUUUUAUAUGUCAUACCUAUAGCUAUCGUUAUUCUUCGGGCAGUCACGACAACUGUAUGCUGUGUGAUCGUCCCAUAAAUCGUUUGGAUUAUUAUGUGGACAUUGAGCCAGAUCGAGAUUAUGAUAUUUACUCCAUGGCAGAUGAUUUAAAUGUAUGUAGGAAACCCUCACGCAGUGAUGGUCCUGCUAGAGGAGGAGGAGGUGGUAGUUCUACAGCGUUAGCUGAUCCCAGAAGUACUCAAUGUUUUUUCCGUGCCAUUGAUGCUACCAGAUUUUAUAAAUCUAUUGUGCGAGACUCGUUAACUGUUAGAUCCGUGGGUGAAUGUGAAAUGGAGUGUAUUAAAUCAACCAAAUUCACGUGCCGAGCUUUUGCCUUCCGUUAUGGCCAACAACGUCAUGCCAGUGUUAUAGACAAUUGCCAGUUAAGUGAUUGGCCCGUCAGGGACAUGGACAAGGAGAGACAUUUAGUGCUGGACAAUACUUUUGAUAUCUUUGAAAGAGCCAGCUAUGGACAUGGCUGUGAGAUACAACCCAUUGUGGAUGAAAAACAUAAGAAAUCCGUGUGUUAUUUGGGUUAUGGCUCUCCAGCCAAACUUUUGCCACUGGCCAUUAAAAAGGUAAUAACUGUGCCCUCCGAGUUGGAGUGUAAAAAGGAGUGUAUACGUCUGAGAGAUACUACAGCAUUUAAAUGUUACGCCUUCAGUUAUGGUUCCCGCAAGGCCACUUUCAACUGCGAGAUGUCUGAUUGUGAUCAAACCGAAUUGAAAUUAAAUUUACAUUAUACCCAUACAGAUGAUAGGGAUUAUUGGCUUUUUGCUUGGAAUCCAUUUGAUUAUACAUGUCGGGACAAGGUUAACACUAUAGGUGGUUCAAGGGUUAAUAAUAAUCGCCGCAUGGAUAUAUUUAAAGAACCGGGUGAUGUGUCCUCGUGGCGUCAUUAUUCUGUGUCGGGCAAACCCUGUCGCCGCACCAGUCCCUGUGAAAAGAAUCUUAUAACGGGUUUCUAUUCCUGCGAGAUUGAGGGUGGCGAAAUUGGGUCUUGGGACUAUUGCUGUAAAGUGGAUCAUCCUUGUGGUUAUUCACAAGGUUUCGAUUAUCCCUGGUGCUUCGUAGGCGAUGAACCCGAUCAAUGGCGCAAAUGCAGCGAUCGUUAUUAUCCCGGCAAUCAUACACUAACUCAUUCUGGCCUAAGUGUAAAACCCUUAAAACCCUCUGACAAACGUAAACCAACCGAUAGUUUUACAUCAGCUUCGACCUCAGAUGAAUAUCAAAAACCACCAAGACCGGGUGGUCUGCAAAGUUUAAGUGAUUUUACUGCCGCCCGUCUAUGGCCUGUGACCUAUUUGUAUAGUGAAGGACCGCCCAACUCAACAGAAUUUAGUAAUUUCGUCGAUUGUAAUAAGGAAACAUGCUAGAGCAAGAUUUAAAUA